Molecule: messenger RNA, 3468 nt
Organism: Bombus impatiens (common eastern bumble bee)
Lineage: Eukaryota; Metazoa; Arthropoda; Insecta; Hymenoptera; Apidae
Gene: Dus3
Product: tRNA-dihydrouridine(47) synthase [NAD(P)(+)]-like
Exons: 9
Coding region: 223-2178 (651 amino acids)
Biological process (GO): tRNA processing
Molecular function (GO): RNA binding; flavin adenine dinucleotide binding; tRNA dihydrouridine synthase activity
Source: RefSeq, a predicted model, not a curated record
UCGUAAAGCAUAUUGCGAACUUACCGGGACCGUCACAACGUCGUUCACCGAUGCAACUGACAGAAAUAUCUCGCUACGACGGAUCGCUCUUCAUCCGCCUCGCUGUUCUGUCUGUUACUGACUGUUGGAGGACUUUAACAUGCUCGAUCUUUCACAUGAAAAAGUAGCAGUUCUCGACUGAUCGAUCUCUCGAAAUCUAUUCAGGCAAUCGACUUGUUUGAAAUGGCAGAUUAUAGUGAAAAAUGUGUGGAAGAUUGUUCAUUUGAUUACAGUGAUGAUAAACAAAAAGGUGUCUGCUUAAUUAAAGAAGAGUUUAUUAUAGAAGAUCAUGUAAGACUUCUAAGUGAAAAAUGUUUGACUGAGACUGACAAGCAGAAAGUAUCAAAUAAUACAACUAAUUUAAGUGAGGAUGUUUCUAUAUUGGAUGAGCCUCCAACCAAAAAGCUUAAAAAUGAUGAUAAAAAAGAAAAGCUCAGGGGGCAAAACAAAGCAAGGCCACCACCAUUUAAGACACAGCGUGAACUGAAUUUAUGUCCCUGGGUAGCUGACCAAGCAGUAGAUGAGCCUGAAAGGAAAUGUGAUAAUAAUCAGUGCAUAUUUUUGCACAACAGAGUUGAAUAUUUAAAGAUUAAGCCAGAUGAUAUCACUGAUGAAUGCUAUAUCUUUGAGCUCACCGGCAGGUGUCCACGUGGUGCUGCCUGUAGGAUGGGUUCCAAACACUUGACAAAAGAAGGUUUGAAUAUUAUUGACAAGGAAAAAAUGGACGAAUUUAGGAAAAGGCCUCCUUCUACAAAAAAUCAUUUAGCUAAAGAUAUUCAGACACAAUUAAGAAAACACAAAUAUAAUUUUUCUAAAUCUGAAAAUAUUGUUAAGGCAAAUGGACCAUCUAGGAAAAAUAUAGGAACAAAAAAGGUUAAACAAGAGCCAGAGAUAGAAAAAAUUAAACAAAUUGAUGAAUCCUUGGACAGAGAUAAAUUGGAGGCAAAAGAUAGUCCAAUAUUAGAUACUUCUAUUAAUGAAUCUAAGAAUAAAGCUCCUGAGACUCAAAAUACAGAGAAGAAACUUGGCCCUAUUGAAGAUUAUGAUUUAAUAAAAUGUAGGGACUCAGAAAAGAAAAAAAUUGAUUGGAGGAAUAAGAUAUUGUUAAGCCCAUUGACAACGGUAGGCAACUUACCAUUUAGAAGAAUAUGCAAAGAAUAUGGAGCAGACAUAACUUGUGGAGAAAUGGCUCUGGCGCCAAGGAUAUUGAAAGGAGCACAUGAAGAAUGGGCUUUGGUAAAAAGACAUGAAUCCGAAGACAUUUUUGGUGUACAGCUUUGUGGAAACAACCCAGGAGUAUUAACAAGAUGUGCACAGUUGCUGAAUGAAGAAAUUGAUAUUGAUUUUAUUGAUUUGAAUCUUGGUUGUCCCAUAGAUCUAAUUUAUAGACAGGGAGGAGGCAGUGGUAUGCUGAAUCGAUUAAAUGUUCUAGAAACUGUUGUGAAAUCUGUUAAUCAGGUUAUGAAUAUACCUUUAACUGUAAAAACUAGAACAGGGGUUUACAUAGACAAACCUAUUGCACAUACUUUGAUGCCAAAAUUUCGUGAUUGGGGUGUAUCCAUGAUUACUGUUCAUGGAAGAUCACGUGAACAAAGGUAUACAAAGUUAGCUGAUUGGGAUUAUAUAGAAAAAUGCGCGAAACUAGCUGAUCCUAUUCCAGUAUUUGGAAAUGGAGACAUUUUAUCAUAUGAUGAUUAUCGAAGAGUUCAAGAUGCAUAUACUUCUAUAUAUGGCAUCACCAUAGGACGUGGGGCAUUGAUAAAGCCAUGGAUAUUCACUGAAAUAAAAGAAAAGAAGUUGAUUGAUAUAUCAAGUUCAGAAAGAUUUGAGAUCUUGAGAAAAUAUUCUAAAUAUGGCCUUGAACAUUGGGGCUCGGACACUCGUGGCGUCGAGACAACAAGGAGGUUUAUGUUGGAGUGGAUAUCUUUCUUGCAUAGGUAUAUUCCUGUUGGAAUAUUAGAGAAACCACCACAAAGGAUUAAUGAAAGACCUCCAUUUUAUAGAGGCCGUGAUGAUAUGGAAACGCUAAUGGCCAGUUCAAAUUGUGCAGACUGGAUUAAAUUAUCAGAAAUGUUACUAGGAAAAGUGCCUGAAGGAUUUCAUUUUUUGCCAAAACACAAGGCGAACUCGUGGAAAUAAUAAAUGUGUCACGUAAACAAAAUAGUUUUAUAUCAUAAUAUUUUUCCUUCCUAUUUUUAAUAUACGUUUACCACAUAGAAUAAAUUCUAGGUAAAAGAACAAAAAAAUCGUUUUUAUUUUGUUAAGCACUUAUAGCUACAUAAAAAGAAAACAAUGAAAUAAACAACUUUAACUAACAAAUAAUAUAGAUCACAAAUUUAGAUAUAAUUCAUAAUAUACAUAAUGAUUCUAUCUUCUGCACCACUGCAAAGUGAUCAAUGGAUUGAAAUGUGAUGCCAAAUGAAUUUAUCUUUCCAUUCCUUGAUCGUUAACCUUCCUGCUUCACCUAUGGACUACACAUAGACUAUUGCAGACUAGUAAUGAUUAGUUAUAUCUCCUAGGAUAGAUUUUGGCCACAUGCAAUCACAACCACUGGCAAUCUGCUUGAUGAAAGGUUCCCAACAUUCGUUCUCCCAUCGCCGCCUUACCAAUAACAAGUUUUUACUUCUUUGCACGCAAUGAAAGCCAUUAUGCACGCAUUUCUGAAAUAAAUAUACUUCACUUAAUACAAGAACAGAAACAAGAGAUCUUCAGCUUCUACAGAGAUCUUCCAAGGCUGGUCAUUGGCAAAGAUUCCAGACUUUCUCUAUUCGAGGGACACCUAAAUUACUAACUACAGUACUUUAUUCAAUGGAAGUUUACAUAUACUCUAAAUUUGAGUAAACUUCGUGAUAAAGAGGCGGUUGGUACUCGUAUUCAGAAUCAUCUAGCCGCACUGUUUCCGUUACAGUUUCACAUAGACUAUGAUAGUCCUAUAGACAAAGUACAAAAUGUUAGACUUCGCUUUCCAUUUAUUUCUCUUUGUUGAGUACAGUAUGACUGACAGGCAAUGAAUUUCUAUUGUCCCUAUUAAGGGGCUGUUGCUGCCCGUUCUCAAGCUUUUCGAUAUAUUCUUCUUCAGGUAGAUAGAAGAGGUCCCGCCCCAGGGGAGGAUGAUAUCUAGGAUCAUGAUACUGUGUGACAUCCAGUUUCUUUAAUUCCUGAAAACUUCUGUUGCACUUCUUGUAGAGAUCGAGGGGAGGUCGUCAGCUCGGACCGCUAUCAAGCGUAUUCUCCACGCGGUGGCACGUCGCUGUGUAGUAGGUAGUUAUCCAAUUGACAGUGCCCCCGUCUGACAUAGUUCAGUCGACGACAAACUCAGGACGAUCCGACUGCAACUCUGCCAGCAGUGACGUUUUUGCUACUCCACGUUCCGGUAUCCAGCGAAUUGCGUCCUUCCAACGUGUGCUUCUUCCAACUUAUCUCAAUACC